AUGGAAGAAGGUAAAGGUAGAAAAGCUCAAGUCAAAGGGAAGCGCCCUCGUGUUGGGAAUCCAUCUACUGAUCACUCUUAUCUGACUACUGAAGAGGAAGAGCUCGAUAUAGAGGAAGAAGUGAGUAGUGAAGAGGAAGAGCUCGAUAUAGAGGAAGAAGUGAGUACUCCAGAGGAAGAGCUCGAUAUAGGGGAAGAAGGUCAUCUCUUCUGGUUUCAGAAACCAGGCGUUGUAUCAGCAUACCGCCCAAAUUACAACGUACAAGCAGAAGGAGAAGAAGCUCCAGGGAGCCCCUACUAUAUGAAUCUUUCAGACUAUGAAUCUGAAUAUGGUCAUGCCCAUGCUGUUGAGACCGUCAUAACCUGGGACGGACCAUUGAAUGGUGGAGGUGGUCCGGUUGUACAAGUACCCAAAUGGGCUCGUGAACGCGUUAAGAGGCUCCGUGCUGAUGCGGACCGCUGUCCCAAGACUCGGUCGCAAACGGCUGCAACGUUGAAGUUGAAGUGAUCAUAGGAGGAGAUCCUGCUGGACGGCCACCCUCUAAACCCCUGGCACUCGUUUGGGUUGGGUCGGGUUGGGUUGGGUUGGCUUGGGUUGGGUUGUAAGUAAGUAAAACUUAUUAGUAUUUCAAAUGUUCUCUCUUUCUUUCUACUUACUUCUGUAUGGGUUUCUUAAUUUCACUACUUAUAACUAAUGGCAUAUCAUCCGACAUGCUUCUUCUUCUUCAAUCGAAACGGUGGGUUCCUCGCU
Molecule: messenger RNA, 750 nt
Organism: Helianthus annuus (common sunflower)
Lineage: Eukaryota; Viridiplantae; Streptophyta; Magnoliopsida; Asterales; Asteraceae
Exons: 8
Coding region: 1-507 (168 amino acids)
Source: RefSeq, a predicted model, not a curated record